AGAUUUUCUUCCUGGAUGUUUCUUCAACUGUAUUGUGAUGGAAGGGAAAUGUUUUUGAAGUUAUAAUGGAUUUUACACAACAUCGUAACAAAAACUGGCCCAAUAGCAGCAUUUCUGUUUGAAGAGAAUAAACGUAAUUACAAAUAAUCAUGACAACUUCUCAUAUGAAUGGACAUAUCACAGAAGAUUCUGACAAUGAAGCAAAAAAUGUGGAUCUUGCAUCUCCUGAGGAACCUCAGAAGCACAGAGAAAUGGCUGUUGAUUGCCCUGGGGAUUUGGGCUCCAGGAUGAUGCCCAUGCGACGGAGCGCUCAACUUGAGCGAAUCCGUCAGCAGCAGGAGGACAUAAGGCGCAGACGGGAAGAAGAGGGAAAGAAACAAGAACUGGACCUUACUGCUUCCAUGAGGCUAAAGAAACUGGCACAAAUUCCUCCUAAAACCGGAAUAGAUAAUCCAAUAUUUGACACAGAAGAAGGAGUUGUUUUGGAGAGUCCUCAUUAUACUGUCAAGACACUAGAAGUGGAAGAACUGUUAACUUCUCUUAAGCAUAUCCAGCACGUUUUGGUAGACCCUCAGAGCCAGGAGGAUCUCUCUCUCAUUUUACAGCUUGUUCAAAAUACUGAUUUUCAGAAUGCAUUUAAGAUACACAAUGCUGUUACAGUCCAUAUGAACAAAGCCAGCCCUCCAUAUCCUCUCAUCUCCAAUGCACAAGAACUAGCACAAGAGGUACAGAGUGUUUUGAAACCUAGUCACCAUAAAGAUGGGCAAGAGCUUAAUGCUUUGCUGAACGCCCCUCACAUGCAGGCACUUUUACUGGCUCAUGAUAAGGUUGCGGAACAAGAAAUGCAACCAGAGCCUGUGACAGAUGAAAAAAUUUAUGAGAAUGUUGGCGUGUAUGGAGGGGAGACGGUUAAAAUAGUUCGCAUUGAGAAAGCUCGGGAUAUUCCAUUGGGUGCUACUGUUCGCAAUGAAAUGGAUUCUGUUAUCAUUAGUCGAAUAGUGAAAGGAGGUGCCGCGGAGAAGAGUGGGCUGUUACAUGAAGGGGACGAAGUUCUGGAGAUUAAUGGCAUUGAGAUUCGUGGAAAAGAUGUUAAUGAAGUUUUUGACUUGUUGGCCGACAUGCAUGGUACUCUGACCUUUGUAUUGAUUCCCAGUCAGCAGAGCAAGCCACCUCCUGCGAAGGAGACAGUUAUACACGUGAAAGCGCAUUUUGACUAUGAUCCCUCUGAUGACCCUUACGUCCCCUGCCGAGAGUUAGGCCUAUCCUUUCAAAAAGGAGAUAUACUCCAUGUGAUCAGCCAAGAAGAUCCAAACUGGUGGCAGGCUUACAGAGAUGGAGAUGAAGAUAAUCAGCCAUUGGCAGGCCUUAUCCCUGGAAAAAGUUUUCAGCAACAAAGAGAAGCAAUGAAGCAAACCAUAGAAGAAGACAAGGAGCCAGAAAAAUCAGGAAAACUCUGGUGUGCGAAGAAAAACAAAAAGAAACGGAAAAAGGUUUUGUACAAUGCAAAUAAAAAUGAUGAUUAUGAUAAUGAGGAAAUUUUGACCUAUGAGGAAAUGUCACUGUAUCAUCAGCCAGCAAACAGGAAACGGCCUAUUGUUCUGAUCGGCCCGCAGAACUGCGGCCAAAAUGAAUUGCGGCAAAGACUUAUGAAUAACGAAGUGGAUCGCUUUGCCUCUGCAGUUCCCCAUACUACUCGGAGCAGGCGGGAGACUGAAGUAGCUGGCAGGGAUUACCAUUUCAUUUCCCGACAGGCAUUUGAGAGUGACAUAGCUGCAGGGAAGUUCAUUGAAUAUGGAGAGUUUGAAAAGAACCUCUACGGUACCAGCAUAGACUCUGUGCGGCAAGUAAUCAACUCUGGCAAGAUAUGCCUUUUAAAUCUUCAUACCCAGUCACUGAAGACACUACGUAAUUCUGACUUGAAGCCGUAUAUUAUAUUUGUUGCACCACCUUCACAAGAGAGAUUACGUGCUUUAUUGGCCAAAGAAGGGAAAAACCCAAAGCCAGAAGAGCUGAGAGAAAUCAUAGAGAAGACGAGGGAGAUGGAACAGAACAAUGGCCACUACUUUGAUACAGCAAUUGUGAAUUCUGAUCUUGAUAAGGCGUAUCAAGAGUUACUUCGGUUAAUAAACAAACUUGACACAGAACCCCAGUGGGUGCCCUCUACCUGGCUACGAUGAGAGAGCAAUUCCAAGGGACAAAUGGACUUCAAUCUAGUAAUCUUUCCAAGGAGAUCGUGUGAAGGUCUGCCCAGUUCUAGUAUAAAUGAGUGUGAGCUCUAGACCUCAGUGGCUGCGUCCUUUGCCAGUGAAAUUGCGUAGUAUUGAAAAAAUACGCUAAUCAGCUUGUGAGCCAAUUUAACUGAUCUAAAGAUUGUCCAAGUUUUAUUUCUCUGUGGUCUAGAAAUGGAGAUCUUGUCAGUACUAAAUUCUAAAGCUUUAGAUAGGUAUUUUUUUUCUAGCAACUACUUUUAUAUAUAAAUCCACCUUUUUUUACCUAGAAUCACCCAUAUGAAAUCAAAGAUUUUAAGUGUGUGUGUAUAUACAGUCAAUGCUGUCACAUAGUUAUAAAUAUGAAUGUUAUUUAACACUUAACUUAAUGACUUUGUGGGA
Molecule: messenger RNA, 2609 nt
Organism: Cariama cristata (Red-legged seriema)
Lineage: Eukaryota; Metazoa; Chordata; Aves; Cariamiformes; Cariamidae
Gene: PALS1
Product: membrane protein, palmitoylated 5 (MAGUK p55 subfamily member 5)
Exons: 13
Coding region: 150-2177 (675 amino acids)
Biological process (GO): protein localization to plasma membrane; morphogenesis of an epithelial sheet; generation of neurons
Cellular component (GO): plasma membrane; adherens junction
Molecular function (GO): protein binding
Source: RefSeq, a predicted model, not a curated record